This is a messenger RNA of Exophiala xenobiotica, 2960 nucleotides long. RefSeq lists its product as uncharacterized. The transcript has a single exon. Gene Ontology annotation, molecular function: DNA binding. Gene Ontology annotation, biological process: regulation of DNA-templated transcription. The record is from RefSeq and is a predicted model, not a curated record. Bases 166 to 2658 code for a protein of 830 amino acids. NCBI's taxonomy places the organism in Eukaryota, Fungi, Ascomycota, Eurotiomycetes, Chaetothyriales, Herpotrichiellaceae.
GCCAGGCAAAGAGUCAUACCAUUCGAACCGACGUUGGAUCCCCGUAUUCGCUUUCCGACGGACAUUGAAAGGCUGAAUACCCCAGAUGUCCUUCCAUUGACAUUCACACUUCAUCUUUUCUAUCAACUCGUUGCUGAGAGGGCCAUUGGUGUCCAGCCCAACAAAAUGGAGUACUUCAAUUUCGAGGAUGCGUCCCACAUCAUUCCAAACCUAGAACUCGACGAAUGCUCUUCUUUGAUGGGCGAAACUACCCAAGAUGAUGCCAAUGACUGCUACGACUCGCUAUUCUUCGAAAAGUCGUUCAAUCUCGUACCCAGCAGACCUGCGGAACCAAGCACUGUUAUGAUCAAACUAAUCAACAAUGUCGAAGUCGAGGCCAUUCCACAUACGUCUGAUCUCGGCAUGGACUACCCCAUGUUUCGUGCCAAAGAACCAUGUGAGCUCUGCGCGAGGAUGGGCUUGGAUUGCUUCUUGGCUACACGAGGGGCAUUAGUCACAGGAUGCACCUGCUGCAUCUCCCUGUACCGAGAAUGCAGUUUCGUUCAUUCUAAGAUCCCCAAGGGAUUUGUCAGUACUUUCCCUGGCAUCUCAGAAGAUCAACAAGUAUGCGAAGGGACAAUGACGGAACGGCGAAGAGCGAUGAGAUCAAUGGAAGAAGGACGCGGCCGAAAGACUGGUGCUCGCUUCCCAAGAGACGCUGUCAAGAUUCUGAAGCAAUGGCUAGCGGAACAUGCUGAUCAUCCAUACCCUAAUGAACGAGAAAAGGAUGAACUCAAGCAAAUCACCGGUCUCAAAAGGAGCCAAAUCUCGAACUGGCUCGCCAACGCACGGAGACGAGGCAAAGUCCGACCUGCUUCGGGACCAUCCUCACCUAUGCUCGGUGCGAUUGAUAUCCCUCAGCGACAGGAAAAUCCAGAUAUUGCAAACCUGAACCCGCUAGACAGAUGGAAAGCUUCGCCCCCGGAACACGAACCUGCUUCGAUGACUGCCAUCGCCCAAGCCGUUACUGCCACACCUCUUCCCGUUCGCAACCAAUCCUAUUCCAGUGCACAUGGCUCUCGAGCUGGGUCUAGGACCAGCUCGAGAAAAGCCUCGAGUGAGGAAGAUUCUUCUUUCUCGAUGUUCCGUGCACCAUCAGUCAGCAGUUUUGGCACCAAAGAAUCAACCAACAGCGACAUGACCUUCGCAUCUUCGAGGUCGAACCGAUCAAAAGGAUCAUUUGCUUCGUCGCAAGAUAGACGCAGGCGCAGGAGGGCUCCAGUAACACAACGGACCGUCGCGCAACAGGCCAAAUCUCGGAGUGCAAGGAUUUUCCAAUGCACCUUUUGUACGGAUUCUUUCCCUGCCAAAUAUGACUGGCAAAGGCACGAGAAGUCACUGCAUCUGGCUUUGGAGCGGUGGUCAUGCUGUCCCACUGGCGGAACCAUGAUCGAUGCUCUGACACAGACGGAAAUGUGUGUCUUUUGCCGGGAACCAAACCCAACUGCAGAACAUUUGGAGUUGCACAACUUCACGGCUUGCCAGGAAAAGACGAUGCAAGAACGUACCUUCUAUCGCAAGGACCACUUGAGCCAGCACCUCAAGCUGAUGCACAAUGCAAAAGUGCAGUCUCACAUGGACUCGUGGAAGAGCACUACCAACGAGAUCAAAUCAUCCUGUGGCUUCUGCCCGUCCAAGUUCACGGCCUGGCAACAGCGUGCUGACCAUCUUGCCGCACACUUCCGCAAUGGGGCGGACAUGAGCAUGUGGGCCAACGGUUGGGGCUUCGAGCCAUAUGUCGAAAGACUGGUCGAGAAUGCCAUUCCACCCUACCUCAUCGCGCAUGAGCGGAUGACCAUGGAUCCUUAUGUUGCUCGAGCAGCCCAGACGACGCCAUCGGCCGGUACAGAUGCUGGUCUGACGACCGGCACUUCCGCCGAGAGUGCAGAACCUGACCAAAUGACCAAGGACUCCAACUGCUGGGGCAGACUGGAGCAGGAACUGACCAAGUUCGUCUCCCAGCAGAAAUCGGCAGGCAGGAUGCCCACGGACAAGGACAUCCAAGACCAGGCGCGCAUGAUCAUAUAUGAGGACAACGACCCGUGGAAUUGGACCUGCGCGGAUAAUCAGCAAUGGCUGGAUACGUUCAAGUACCAGCAAGGUAUCAGUGGGCUUACCGACGCCAUGGUGACCCAGAAUCUGGCCGAAGUACCGAUCAUGGCGCCAUAUGUGAUCAAAGGCGGCUUGAAGCUCAAGACACCAGCGCCCACCAGGAAGAGUAUGUCCACUGAUUCCACCUCUUGUCCAGCCAUGACUGCAGAUUAUGGCAGCAUGCCCAACUCCGCCACAGCUGCCACAUUCGAUCAGAACAUGGAGUUCGACUUCGACAGCAUUGACUUCAGCGGUCUUGACCUGGGCAUGGUGGACGAUAUGAACUUCGAGAUGGGUCUGGACAGUCAGGCGGGCAGCAUGCCUGCAACGGCUGCGACCACGAUGCCUUUCUCCUCGAGCAUCCCCGGUGAGUCCUUAUACGGCUCUUUCGGCGUGAGUCCGAUGAUGGAUAUGGGAUUGAACAAUAUGAACUCAGCUGCGCCGGUGCAGCAGAAGCAGCCCCAGAACAACUUCAUGAACGAGCAGGAUAUCAAUCAGUUGACUGGAUAUAUGGCCGGCUUGAAUUGAGACAAAGCAAAGAACAUACGCAUGAAGACCAAAAGAAUGACUAUAUGGCAUGUAUGCUGACGAUUGAGGAGUUGGCCUGCUGGUAUGCUUACCCUCAUAUAUAUACACCCACAAAAAGGCGUACUCACGCAAGAGAUCUUACGAUGGUCGGGCACAGGGCGUGGGCUUCUGGGGCGGCGUCAGUAUUACAGGCUUACGAUUAGAAAAAUACAAAUUUAGUACCGAGACCACGAAUCAAUUGCUCUCUGUGUCGACGGCGGUGCUGUACUAUUCGUUUUUCAUCCCCCUCAGAGCCAGUCUCG